This is a messenger RNA of Centropristis striata (black sea bass), 2758 nucleotides long. It is a transcript of the gene hdac3, whose product is annotated as histone deacetylase 3. The record is from RefSeq and is a predicted model, not a curated record. The coding region runs from base 173 to 1459 and encodes 428 amino acids. Lineage: Eukaryota; Metazoa; Chordata; Actinopteri; Perciformes; Serranidae. Gene Ontology annotation, molecular function: histone deacetylase activity. The transcript is spliced from 15 exons.
AGCCGCAUCGUUUCCUCCCCCGCCCCUCUCCGUCACCACUGUCCCUAUCUGAUGACGCAGGAGUCGGUGUUUACCAUGGCGACUAGCUGCUAAUUGAUAGAAAAAUGUGUGUUUUAUAGCUGUAGGAACAGUCAUAGUUUUGCGGGAAAAGUUGGAAGCUAUUUCUUUCACAAUGAACAAUAGAACUUCUUAUUUUUACGACCCAGACGUGGGCAACUUUCAUUAUGGUGCUGGCCACCCCAUGAAGCCUCACCGUCUGUCUCUGACUCACAGUCUGGUGCUGCACUAUGGACUCUACAAGAAGAUGAUGGUGUUUAAGCCAUAUAAAGCAUCUCAGCACGACAUGUGUCGGUUCCACUCUGAAGACUACAUCGACUUCCUGCAGAAGGUCAGCCCCAACAACAUGCAGGGCUUCACUAAGAGCCUCAACACGUUCAAUGUCGGAGACGACUGUCCCGUGUUUCCAGGUCUUUUUGAGUUUUGCUCGAGAUACACAGGAGCCUCCUUACAGGGAGCAACCCAGCUCAACCACAAGAUCUGUGACAUCGCCAUCAACUGGGCCGGUGGUUUGCAUCACGCCAAGAAGUUUGAGGCAUCUGGCUUUUGUUACGUCAAUGACAUCGUCAUCAGUAUACUGGAGCUACUUAAAUACCACCCGAGGGUUCUGUACAUCGACAUAGACAUUCACCAUGGCGACGGCGUGCAGGAAGCCUUUUACCUGACCGACCGUGUCAUGACGGUGUCCUUCCACAAAUAUGGGAACUACUUUUUUCCAGGAACAGGUGACAUGUAUGAGGUGGGAGCAGAGAGCGGCCGGUACUACUGCCUCAACGUUCCUCUGAGAGACGGCAUCGACGACCAGAGCUACAGGCAGCUGUUCCAGCCUGUUAUUAAACAGGUGGUGGAUUUCUACCAGCCGACCUGCAUCGUCCUGCAGUGUGGAGCAGAUUCUCUGGGCUGUGACAGACUGGGCUGCUUCAACCUCAGCAUACGAGGACACGGUGAGUGUGUGGAGUUUGUAAAGAGUUUUAAGAUUCCUCUGCUGGUGCUGGGAGGAGGAGGGUACACAGUGAGGAACGUGGCUCGCUGCUGGACCUUUGAGACGUCUCUGCUGCUGGAUGAAUCCAUCAGUGAUGAGCUGCCUUACAGCGAGUAUUUUGAGUACUUUGCUCCAGACUUCACGCUGCAUCCUGACGUCAGCACCAGGAUAGAGAACCAGAACUCCAGACAGUACUUGGAGCAGAUCCGUCAGACCGUGUUCGAGAACCUGAAGAUGUUGAACCACGCGCCCAGCGUCCAGAUCCACGACGUUCCGUCCGACAUGCUGAGCUACGAACGCACCGACGAGCCGGACCCUGACGAGAGGGGGGGCGAAGAACCCUACACCAGGCCGGAGGCAGCCAACGAGUUCUACGAUGGCGACCACGACAACGACAAAGAGAGCGACGUAGAAAUUUGACCUACGUGGAAGAAAGGAGUGGAGCUUCUUCCUCAUAGCUGUCUGUUUGCCUCAGCUGCCGCCUGCAAACAUCACGUCGUCCCUGUAGAUUGAACAGAAUCUCUGGAAAGGACUGAAAAGACUUUUUACUCUGUAGGUUCCCACAGACACAGUAACAGACGUGAUGUUAGCCCCAGAGCCUUGGAUAUAAUGUCACUGAGUUCACCUUCACACAGCAGUGUUUUCAUUUCUAUUUGGGGUUGUCAGACAGACUGAGCCCAAAUGACAUAUACUAUAAUAAUGCUGGAAACUAGUGAUGUGCCAAUGAAGCCUCAUGAACCAUUUUUUUUAAUUUUCUGAGCCCACUAGAUGGAUCUCUUAGGUUUAUAGAAAAUGAUCAAGAAAUGGUAGUUGAGUGCAAAGAUAUAUAUCUAUAUAAAUACUAGAUGGCUCAAACACGCUGUUAGCCAAUGGAGACCGGCGUCCUCGCAUGGCGGCCAUCUUGCCACAGGCAGCUCACCCACUCAUAACAAAGUAAAAGUCUACGGUGCAUGUAGCAUUUAAAUAACCAGAGAUUGAUUCAUUUUAAACCCAACGGUUUGGUUUGUUAUAAACCUCAGAGUUGGAGUUAUGUUCCUGCAUACUCAAGAAUAAUUUUAACCAUGGACUUUCAUAAAUAAACAUUAAGCAGAUAGGUAGAGCAAUAGCUAUAGGCCUAAACACAUAUGGUAGUUAUGUUCAAUAAUUUAUAUAUAAAACAUUUAAUCAUGACAUAACUACCACUCUGAGGUUUAUAACAAACCAAACCGUUUGAAAACCGGGUUAAAAUUAAACAAUCUCUGGUUAUUUAAAUGCUACAUGCAUCUUAGACUUUGAUGUUAUGAGUGGGUGAGCUGCCUGUGGCAAGAUGGCCGCCGUAUAGGGACGCUGGUGUCUCAGCCUCGAGCCAUCUAGCCUUUCCUAUAGAUAUCUAUGAUCGAGUGUGCUUUCAGCUCUUUGUUGAACAGAGAGCUCCAUCUAGUGGCUCAGAAAAUAAAGAAAAUGGUUCUUGAGGCUUCACUGGCACACCACUACUACUAAUACACAGUCAUUUAAAUUACAGGAUAUGAUGUUACUUCUUUUGUUAAUUUACAGUGAAAACAAGUAUCAGGACUCAAACUUUAUCCGAUUUUCUUAACGUCCAACGUCUAGAUUUUGAUAAAUCCAUUUUUUUUCCUUUACAUUUUUUACACUUAUCUUAUUCAUGUUGUUGUAGUAAUUGAAUAUAUAUGUUUUUUUGAUAAAAGGAACUUAUCAUCUACAACAAAUUUCACAAGUAUU